Molecule: messenger RNA, 1077 nt
Organism: Aspergillus bombycis
Lineage: Eukaryota; Fungi; Ascomycota; Eurotiomycetes; Eurotiales; Aspergillaceae
Exons: 7
Coding region: 1-1077 (358 amino acids)
Molecular function (GO): protein binding
Source: RefSeq, a predicted model, not a curated record
AUGAAAAUUGACCCCGAGGGCCAGGACCCAGAUGCCUAUGAUGUGGAAGUCCUCAAAGAUAGCGAUCUGGACUGGUUGACACAGCUUCAUGCUGUGGGUAUUGACUAUGCUCGUCGUCCGGGAAGCUACUUCUUCUCGGGCGUCUGUCAUGCCAUUGGUUCUAACUGGCUACGUACUUCUCCGGGAGAGGAUAAUGAUAUACACCCCAUUCCCGAGCCAACACUCACCGUGUACUACGAUCACGGGUUUUGCCACGAACCGGUUGCUUGGCCUGUCCAUCGCGUCUGUUACCAGGAGAUACUCAGGAGGUGCAUUACUCAAAACAGUAAUACAACCUUCGACCGAGCCAGUUUAUGUGACGUUCUUGAGGAGUUGGAGUGUGAGCCAUACACCAGGUUAAGACUAGACUAUGGCAAGCCCAGUCUGAUCUUGAAUGGGCCGUGGAGAUGUAUACGAGGCGAAGAGGUAUUAAUCAUGAAUCCUGUCGAAAUACCUCAACUAGACUCUUAUCUCGAUUUCAUUCGGGGUGAAACGAAUGACCUCUUGCCCGGUUCCUCAGAAAACCACAUGAGACGGGAUAUAUUCGACAAGGUACCGGCCGAGAUCCGACUAGAGAUAUUUAAGCGCCUUCCCGUUGCGUCUGUACUUGCCGUUAAAGCUGCAUCGCCAUCGAUGAAUGCCACCGUUCUUCCAAGCGACCUUUUGAUGAAAGUACUGCGAGCUGAUAUGCCUUGGCUCUGGGAGCUCCAGGAUACUGACACGUUUUACUCUGGGGAGUCGGUGUCUCGACUCUCCCUGACACUCCUGGAUCUUUUUCAAAAGUCUCACUAUAAGGAAGGGACAUGGAACUAUAUUCCUGGGCUUGUCAACCGAAGAAGGAUCUGGGAAGAUACGAAAAGAACACUGACGGAUUGUGGAAGAAAGCGCCGAUCUCUUGUUCAACAUCAAGACAAGAAACAUAAAUGGUUCUAUGAAAAGACCACUGCUGAGGAAAUCCGACUAGAGGAGAAUUUUGGAGUCAGCGGCUUUGGCGGGAACAAGAGAAACCCAACUAUUAACUUAAUCCCAUACGCUUAG